AUGGGAAAACAGUAUUUUAAAGGUAUUAGCUCGGCGUGGGCUGUGGCCGUGGGAAGUGAAUGGUUUUACCCAGAGGGCCCUGCGCGGCCCUUCUGCGCUGGCACCGGCGCUGCUCCCUUCUCCCCGGCCGUGGCCUUCACGUUCGCGGCCUUCUGCUAUAUGCUGGCGCUGCUGCUCACCGCCGCGCUCAUCUUCGCCGUUUGGCACAUUAUAGCAUUUGAUGAGCUGAAGACUGAUUACAAGAAUCCUAUAGACCGGUGUAACACCCUGAAUCCUCUUGUCCUUCCAGAGUGCCUCAUCCAUGCUUUCUUCUGUGUCAUGAUUCUUUGUGCAGCAGAGUGGCUUACACUGGGUCUCAAUAUGCCCCUCUUGGCAUGUCAUAUUUGGAGGUACAUGAGUAGACCAGUGAUGAGUGGACCAGGACUCUAUGAUCCUACAACGAUCAUGAAUGCAGAUAUUCUAGCAUAUUGUCAGAAAGAAGAAUGGUGCAAAUUAGCUUUUUAUCUUCUAGCAUUUUUUUACUACCUAUAUGGCAUGAUCUAUGUUUUGGUGAGCUCUUAGAACAACGCUUAGAAGAAUUGGUCCAGUUAAGUGCAUGCAAAAAGCCACCAAUGAAGGGAUUCUAUCCAGUAAGAUCCUGUUCCCAAGAGUAGCCUAUGGAAUCUGAUCAGUUACUUUAAAAAUGACUCCUUAUUUUUUAAAUGUUUCCACAUUUUUUGCUUGUGGAAAGACAGUUUUCAUAUGUUAUAGUCAGAUAAAGAAUUUAAAUGGAAUUAUGUAUAAAUUAAUAUAAAAUGAUACCUCUGGUGUUGACAGAUUUGAACUUGCACUCCUUAAGGAACAACCAUAAUCCCUUGAAUGAUUGCAUUAAUUACUGACUGUCAUUAGUCCAUUGGAAGCUUUCGUUUAUAGGAACUUGUAGGGCUCAUUUUGGUUUUAUUGAAAUGCCAUUUAAUUAUAAAUUAACUGUAGAUAUCAGGUGCUUCUGAUGAACUGAAAAUAUGUAUCUGACCUGUGGGAAACUUCAUGGGUUUCCUUAUCUAUCAUGUAGGUGAUUAUAUAUGGAUGCAUUAA
Messenger RNA from Cervus elaphus (red deer), 1074 nucleotides. Its product is annotated as protein cornichon homolog 1-like. The record is from RefSeq and is a predicted model, not a curated record. The transcript has a single exon. Bases 1 to 561 code for a protein of 186 amino acids. Gene Ontology annotation, biological process: vesicle-mediated transport. Lineage: Eukaryota; Metazoa; Chordata; Mammalia; Artiodactyla; Cervidae.